Messenger RNA from Naegleria lovaniensis, 636 nucleotides. RefSeq lists its product as uncharacterized. Lineage: Eukaryota; Heterolobosea; Eutetramitea; Acrasida; Naegleriidae. The transcript has a single exon. The record is from RefSeq and is a predicted model, not a curated record. The coding region runs from base 1 to 636 and encodes 211 amino acids.
AUGACGGUGCGGAGAUACCCCCCCUCUCCGGAGCAGGGGGGGUCAGUUUUGAUGUGUACCUGUAUUGAAGCGAACUUGUUUGCAGAGCCAACGACCUCCAAUACUUAUACAACCCCACCAUUUGUUCCAGCCAUUGAAGGACCUCUCAUUAAUAAUGGAAGACAAUUGUAUCACACAUUGACUGUUCGACCCUAUUACAUUAGACAAGUGGCUUCCUCAUGCUUGACUCAAGCUACUUUUAUUACUUCCUUUGUGAUGAAAAAUUAUGAUAAUCCAAGCUUGACUGUUUUCUAUCAACUAAGUCUUCAUUAUGCUAUUGUUAGUCCAUCUCGUGUUCCAGCCAAGAGUUGGUUUUUCAAUGGAGCAAAUACUAACACUCCAAAUACUUGGGGUUUUGAUGACGUGAUUGGAUCCUAUGGUCUGACUUAUCCAGCAGUUGGACAAACUCUAGUGUUUGCAAAGGACGUCAAGCCAAGACUUCGUCAAGUGAUUGCUGACGCAGCCAACACAAUUCCUGCUGCAAAUAAGAACCCAGACAGAUGGUAUAUUCAAUCUGCAUAUUAUGGUCCUCAUGUUUGGGGUGGUCUUUUUACAACCUAUUUUGCCAGCAAUUUCAGGUUGGCUGAAAUGUGGUAA